AUGGGGUCAUCACCGCUCGACCCGGUCUCAUAUUUCGACGAUUGGUUCUUCACCACGUUCCAAUCCACUCCGUCCUGCCCGGGGUUCGGCUCGAACUAUUGUCCAGCACCGGAAAAGGCAUGCGCGAAGGACCCCAACACGGGCCGGCGGUACUGCUGCGAUGGGCCCAAGAAGGACAGCAGCGUGUGCUGGACGCUCCCGACGGACUGCAAGUCGGAUGGUAGCACAAUCAAGUGCGGCGGCAACAACAACAACAGCAAACGCGACGACAGUGGCGAUGGGUCCUGGUGCUGCCUCGCAGGGACCGAAAAGUGCACAGAGACCAAGGGCCAGAUCAACAUCUGCUGGAGCAGCCGGUGGGACCCGCUCAACAACGUUACAGAGGGGGAAUUGGCCACGGUUUACAGCAGCCUGAGCUCGGCGCAGCCGUCGGCCACGUCGCUCAGAUUCGACGUGGCUGCCAUGGUCAGCACGACGGCGACGGCAGACGCCACCGCGGGGAGAGCUAUCGACCCGUCCCUUGCCACGACCACCGGACCAGGCGGCCCUAACAGACCCACCGGCCCGCCCGACGGGUUCGGUUUCAGAAACGGCGCGGGGACGAACCAAAACGAGCUCAGCGGGGGUGCGAUCGCGGGCAUCGUCAUCGGGGUGCUCGCGGGCGUGGCCAUGAUCGUGGCCGCUGCCGUCUUGUUCGUCAGGCGGCAGCACCAAAAGGAUCACGUAUGCUCUCCGGAAGCAGCAGUGGCGACGACGGCAGCGGCGGCGGUGGUGCCGGGCAAGGAUGGGGCUAGACACGUGGUGGCAAAGGAUGCGACGUCGAGCGGCUCGGAGGCCGGGCCGGCCGAGAUGGAAUCAGCGCAAAUGCACAACGUCUCGCCGGACCGGGGGACGAGCGGCGAAGGGUACGGGGCAGCCGCCGUUGGACGUGGGGCUGGGAACGGGCGGGAGGAUGAGAACGUGGGAUUUCAAACAGCGGCUCAUGAGCUGCCGCCAGAGAACCAGCAGCCUGCCGAACUGCAUGGCGAUUCGAUACCAAGAGUGAUGCACGAGAUGGCAGCAGAAGAAAAUCAGACCAGGAAGUCAUUAUCUUGA
Messenger RNA from Pyricularia grisea, 1095 nucleotides. RefSeq lists its product as uncharacterized. The transcript has a single exon. The coding region runs from base 1 to 1095 and encodes 364 amino acids. Lineage: Eukaryota; Fungi; Ascomycota; Sordariomycetes; Magnaporthales; Pyriculariaceae. The record is from RefSeq and is a predicted model, not a curated record.